UAUGUAAUUUCGUAUGCUGUGACCUUUACCUUUGACCAAAUUACCUCAGAAACAACAGACGACAUCUACUGACUGCGGGCAAAGAUUGCUACAGCGUUAGCAGAAACCGUUUUCAAUUUAGAGGACACUGUGACAUUGACCUUCUUAUCUCCACAGUCAUGAUAUAGGCUCUGUAUAAAAAAAAAUUAUAUCCUCUUUCAAAAAAAAAAAUAAAUAAAUAAAAAUAUCCUCUUCAACAGUGAAAUGUCUAAGUUAAGUUUUAAACAUGCUUCAUCUAUUUGUACAUUAUGUUAAGUAGAUGGAAACGGAAAUUGCAGUCCAUCCCAUAAUGCAUUUUUGACGUUCGUGACGUAACACAAUUAACGUGACAACGUCACUUGGCGACGGCAAACGCAGCGGAAUACAUAGCAAUAUUUGAGCGGGCAUUUAAUUCCAGCCGAAAUGGCUGAAAAAGCCCCGCCAAGGGUAAGAUUUAUAGGAGUGAAACCAGUUGCCGACGUUUCCGAAGACGACAUGAAUAAUUUUACUCCACAAAAAGGUAACAGCCAAAACGCAGUGGAAAAGAAAGUCAGCAGAGGUCAGAAUAAAUCUAAAUUUUUUCCAGUUCCACCAGCUGUACUGUCAGCACACGAUGCGCAGUUUGCUGUAAUUGAUAAGUCAUUCCAUGAGGUAGAAAUAAAAUUUGCAAGCCCGGUCAAGGAUGCAAAAGAAGUAAAGGUCCACGGCACUGAGGAAGGAAAAAAUGAAGAUAUGGAAGCAAAUGAUGAUUCUAAUGAAUUUAGAAAGGAAAAACCGAAGAAAAAGAAACUGAAAAAGAAUUCCGUUUUACCUUUGGGUGUUACACAAAUGGAUAAAGAGAAAUUUGAAGAUUUCACUAAAGAUGUGGAUGCUGGAGAACCGGACUGCAGAAAUGACAAGAGGAAGAAAACGAAGAAGGGAAAUGGCAAGACAAAAAAGAAGAAGAAAAAAGGAAAGAAGGAACCAGUCGUGGAACCGCAGAACACUUCAACUGCAAACAAGAAACCAGAGCAGAAAGUAGAGGUGAUUGAAGCCACAAAGAAGAUAAACAGUGACAAAGACAAGCCCGCAGACGACAAGAAUAAAGCCAGAAAACUGCCCUGUUGCUUUGGUUUCAUUUCCACCUGGAUUGCCAAGAGGAAACAGAAAAGACGAGACAAGAAAAGAAAAGCGAUUGCCAACAGAUCCGGCCUGCCAAAUCUCGUGCAAUAUGAACACAAGAAGGCAAGGGGAGGUGAAGCUUUUGUCAUAGAGGUUGAUAGUAAACCUGUCAUAAAGAAGCCGCUCCUUCCACCAAUAAAACAAACAGACGGACCUAUUCGCCGUGGCGCUGACAACAGGCUUCAGACAGCCGAGAAAAGGAGGGCCGAGGAAUUGGCUAAACGAAAAGCUGCUGCAGAAACCUAUGAAAGAAAAAGGAAAAAAUGUAAGGCAAGAAAGUCAGAACUUGACAUAGACUUCAGGAAUAAAGUCGAUCUUAACAUCAGAUUCAAACAAGCCGACGCUGAAAGGAACCGCAAUAACCUAAGCCGCCGCACAACAACAGCGACCAGGCCUGUUACAUCCAUCCAGUCUUCAUCCUGCGAAUCUGUGAACAUUGAAGGUGAUCCAUGCGCAUUUAUUGAUGACGACAACGAUCCAGACGCAUGGAGAGUCGACGAUGUCGACAUCUUCUCCUACUAAAUUUUAUGCCGACCGACUGCCUCCUGAAAACGGUAGACAAAAUAAACUUUGCUGGUCACAUUACAGAAUGUAAAAAUUCAAGUUUAUUAUAAGCAGUGAAUUGUUUAUUUAUUGAAUGAAUGAUAUAAACAAAACAUUAUGAAAUAACGAUUUUGAAUAUAAUGACGAGGUUUGCAGGGUUUUUUUCUGUAUAAAAUCAAAUACUUUGUACUCCGAGAUUUGAUCUAUUUUAGUAUCAAUAUGUGCUUUGUAAUUUCAGUUGCUCAACUCCGAUUUUUUCUGCAGUUAAAAACAUUUUUAUUGAAAAGCUUGGUAUUUAUAAAUUCCAGGAAUAUCUUUAUGCAUUAUGGAUGUAAGUACGUGUAUGUAGUUAUUCUGGCCACAUCUGUUUUCAUGCCAUAAAACGUAUAUAAAAACAAUAAUAAAAGAAUCUGAAAAAUACCAAAAAAAGUAAUCUACCUCUAUAACCAUGAUUUAUCAUGGUGAGGUAUGAGAAAAAUUGAUGAUUUUUUAGUACUAAAAGAUUCGGGAAAACAACAACAAUCAUUAAAACAUGUCCUUAAUUAUUACAUCUAUCUGCAUUUGACUUGUCAAAAGCAGGUAUGAUAAAUAAUACAAACAUCUUCUGGAUUAAUAUUAUUCUUUUAAAGAAGGAUCAUGAAAAAUCAAAGUGGGACUAUUUUCAUUUUACAAAAUUUGGCAUGAAAUAAAACAGUGGUCAUCUGUUAUCAAAGUUUUUUGUGGAUUCUAUUCUAUUUGAUAUUAGUUUCUUUACUUGGAGUAAGUGAUUAAUACUAAACUGAGCAUUUUUUUUUUUUUUUUUUUUUUUUUUUUUUUUUUUUUUUUUUUUUUAUAAAUUGAUCUCAUAAAAGAUGGUAUGAAAUAAGACAGUGGCCAGUUAUAACACUUUUACGGGUUGUUGGUGCUUAGUUUCCAUUCUACAAAUAUCAUUUUCUUAGAUAGGCAUCUUUUCUGUUAACUUACAUUGAUCACUUACGAAGCUUUAACAAAUUGUUGGCGCUUAUCACUUUCGUAACAAUUAAUCAUUAAACACAAAAAUAGUCACUCAUCUAAAAUUUUUGGCAUGAAAUAAAACAUUGGUCUGUUAUGACGCCUUUAGCAAAUUUUCGGAGCGCUUUUCUUUCUAUACAUCCAUUAACAGAAUAAUUGAGAAUUAUUAACUGCGAAUAAGUUCAAAAAGAAUUGAACAUACACAUGCAUUAGUAUUUUAUUUAAGAAAUAUUCUAAAAACGUCCAGAAAUUACGUUUACGAAGAAUAAUAUUAUCAUAGAAUUUUUAUGAUAACUUAAAUCAAUCACUACACUGCACUACUAUUUUUCUAAUUAGAAAUUGUUUUGUUCACGU
Molecule: messenger RNA, 3066 nt
Organism: Mercenaria mercenaria
Lineage: Eukaryota; Metazoa; Mollusca; Bivalvia; Venerida; Veneridae
Product: axoneme-associated protein mst101(2)-like
Exons: 5
Coding region: 442-1701 (419 amino acids)
Source: RefSeq, a predicted model, not a curated record